Molecule: messenger RNA, 4908 nt
Organism: Lepidothrix coronata (blue-crowned manakin)
Lineage: Eukaryota; Metazoa; Chordata; Aves; Passeriformes; Pipridae
Gene: GZF1
Product: GDNF inducible zinc finger protein 1
Exons: 11
Coding region: 252-4886 (1544 amino acids)
Biological process (GO): regulation of transcription by RNA polymerase II
Molecular function (GO): RNA polymerase II cis-regulatory region sequence-specific DNA binding; DNA-binding transcription factor activity; protein binding
Source: RefSeq, a predicted model, not a curated record
CCCGUGCCCCGAGGCGGCUCCCGCUGGUGCCAAGCGCUGGGAUAAAACAAUUCCCGCUCUCUGGUUUCCUUGCAGGAUUUAAUAAAAUGAAAACGCAGAAGAUGAGCGCGGCUGUGCCGGCGGCACAAGGAGGAGCAACACGGCGCGGGAUCAUUCCCGGAGGAUGGUGAGCCUUGGUCCCGUUCCAGCCGGGAAGCGGGCGCGGCCUGGAUUUCCUCGUGGGAGGAGCCUUUCCAGGGCUGUCUCGAAGGAUGGAGAAGAAGAAAAUCCUGAUGAAGUCCAAGGUCGCCGCUCCCAACCUCCUGAGGGCACUGCAUUCCCUGUACCAGUUCGGGCACCUCUGUGACGUGACGGUUCUCACCCAGCACCUGGGAAUUCAGGAGGAGUUCCUGGCUCACAAAGCUGUCCUGGCAGCUUCCAGCAACUACUUCAAGGGGCUUUUCCUGCACGAGGAGAUGCUGGACGCCAAGACUUGCACGGUGACCCUGCAGGACAUCUACACGGAAGAGUUCACCUCCUUCCUGGAGUUCGUUUACACCGCGGAAGUGGAGAUCGAAGCGGAAAAACUCCAGCGGAUGAAGGAAAUAGCCGAGAGGCUGGAAUGCAAGGAUCUGCUUGACAUCUGCGAAGAAGUGAAAGCAGAGGGCAGGAAGGGCUUGGAUUUGAGCCUCCACCUGAAAGGACAGAGGGGCGAAAAUGGUGGAUCCCAGUGGCCUCACAUCCAGCACGAGGAGAACCCCGGCCUGAGGAGCUCUUCCCAGGUUGUGGCGAUUCCUGUGCAGAGGAAACUUUGGGACAGGCAAAAACAUAAGAAGUUGCUGGCAGGCCUUGAGCUCAUUGGAGGCCAAGCAGUGGGUCUGGAGCAAGAGGAUGCUGGUUUUCCAGACCCCAAACCCAGGACAGCAAAGCUGCCAAAAUGUAACAAUCUGGAUUCCACAAACGGACUCGGUGUGGAUAUCGUUAGUCUGGAAAACGAGGAUAGUCGCUCCCUCCUAAGUCAGACUGAGGCACAGGGAGCCUGCCUUGUGAUUAGGAACACUCUGCCUGAGCAGUGGGAAGACGGAAAGAGUCUAAUUUCCCAGUUUUCCACCAAAACAGAACGCAGGAAGUUGCCGCGGCACACGGCGAAAAUCCCAACGCCGGUGGCCUGCAGGAAGCGCGACGAAUCCUUCCGCGUCCUGGAGCAGUACCGGGAGCACGUGGAGCUCCAGCACGACGCCGGCCUGGCCCUCAGGUCCCACUGCGAGAGGUGCGGGCAGCGAUUCCCGGCUCCGCGGAACCUCCGGCAGCACCGCCCGUGCGGCUCCUCCGGCCACGCCAGGGUCCCACGCCGCAGGGACGCGGCCGAGCGGAUCCGCAGGGCGCCCCUGGGGAAGCGGGAAUGCCGGGCCUGCCCCUACUGCGACAAGGUGGUCAGCUCCAAGUGCGGCCUGUCCGUCCACAUCCGGACGCACACCGGGGACAGGCCCUACAAGUGCGAGCGCUGCCCCGCCAGCUUCGCCCACAGGUCUGCCUACACCACCCACGUCAGGAAAAUCCACGAGUCUGGGCAAGAGAGGAAGCUCCUGCCUGUCUACUGGAUGGUGGUUCCACCUGCACCUGGACCAAACGCCACGAGCCGUGACAAAGAUCCCGACAGAGAGCCCUGGGAUGUGACAUCAGAGGCCACGAGGAGUGAGGAAGAACCCGGGGGUUCAUCCACUGCUGAAGCAGAACGGAGCGAGGAGCAGGAGGAGCAGAAUGGGAAACACCAGGAAGCUGAAGCAAGGAGUGAAGAAGGGAAUGAAGAUGAAGGUGAGAUGAGUGUGAAGGGCGAGGAGAAGGAGGGAGAUUACGAGGCGGGAUGCUCAGAAGCCGAAGGAGGUACAGCCAAAGAGGUGUGUUCCGAGGAGGAUGGCGGAGACUCAAACGAGCAGGACGGCGAAGAACGCGAAUCAGACCAAGAGUCUAAACUACAGAAGGUCAGCAAAAGCGGGGCCAACAAGAACCCCCCCUACGUGAUCCGGUGCGAGAAGUGCCACGAGCAGUUUGUGUCCCGGAAGCGGUACGUGGAUCACUGCCGGGACGUGCACCAGUGCCUGCCUGGCAAGGCGUACCGGUGCGACGUGUGCAGCAAGGGCUUCGCCAGCUACACCAGCUGGAAGGAGCACCGGGCGUGCGUCCACACGGAGGAGAGGCGCUUCUCCUGCCCCCUCUGCAACGCCACCUUCAAGCGGCAGCGGGACGUGCGCACCCACUCCGUGCGGAAGCACGAGGGCCGCGUGAAGCGGCCGCUCUGCUCCGUGUGCGGGAAGAUCCUCAGCUCCCGCACGGCGCUGGUGUUCCACAUGCGGACGCACACCGGGGAGAAGCCCUACGAGUGCGGCGUCUGUCACUCCAGGUUUGCGCAGCCGUCCCAGCUGAAGAUCCACACCAGGUCCCACACGGGGGAGAAGCCGUAUAUUUGUGAGGACUGUGGGGCUUCCUUUGCCGACAAAGGAAAACUCACCGGCCACAAAAGGACACACACAGGAGAGCGCCUGUUCAAGUGCGACGUGUGCGGGAAGCACUUUGCCACCAAGGAGUACCUGAAGUGCCACAAGCGCUGCCACAUGGGCGCCAAGCCCUACAAGUGUGAGGUGUGUGGGAAAACCUUCGGCCUCAGGGCCUCCCUGGCCCAGCACAGCAACGUCCACGCAGAGACCCGCCCCUAUUUCUGCGAGCAGUGCGGGAAGACCUUCACCCAGCAGGGCGCCCUGCGGCGGCACCAGCGCAUCCACACCGGAGAGAAACCCUACAAGUGCCGGGCCUGCGAGAGGACCUUCACCGACAUGUCCACGCUGCGCAGACACGUGGCGAUUCACGACCGGAAUGCUCACUGGAGAAGUUUCCUAAUCGAUCUCACCACCAAAAAGGACCAUAACUGGUCCAAAAUAGAGACCUUUGGGGAAGCCCAUGCAGGAGGAGGAUCCAUCCCGGAGAUUUGGUCAAUGGACCAAGGGAAACUUUGUAAACCAGAAGGUACCAAAACAGCAGCACAGGUGGCACCUGGUGCUGGGGACACCGGGGACAGCAACCGCUCUCUCUUGUACUUGGCGGGCGGGGCCGUGGCGCGUCAGCGCUUCCGGCCGCGCCCGGGGCCGAGCGGGAGCAGCGGCCGGGAACGCACCGGGAACACGCCGGGAACGCUUCUUGCAGGGGGAAGAAAGAUGGAAAGCGCUCCGGUCCUGCUGGAGUCCAAGUCCUCUCCCAUCAACCUGCUGAACGAGAUGCACCAGCUGCGCCUGCUGGGCCACCUGUGCGACGUGACGGUGAGCGUGGAGUACCAGGGCGUCCGCGCAGAGUUCGUGGCCCACAAGGCCGUGCUGGCGGCCACCAGCAAGUUCUUCAAGGAGGUCUUCCUCAACGAGAAGGCCGUGGACGGGCCCCGGAGCAACGUAUUCCUCAACGAGGUGCAGGUGGCGGAUUUCGCCUCCUUCCUGGAGUUCGUCUACACGGCCAAGGUGGAGGUGGAGGAGGACAGGGUGCAGCGCAUGCUGGAGAUAGCCGAGAAGCUCAAGUGCCUGGACCUCUCAGAGACCUGCUUCCAGCUGAAGAAGCAGAUGCUGGAGUCGGUGCUGCUGGAGCUGCAGAACUUCUCGGAGUCGCAGAACUCCGAGGAGGAAGGCACUGCCCACCCCAACGUCCCGCCCGAGUCCAAAGCCGUGGCAGAAGCCGAGCAGGAAACUCCGGGUUCCCCCGUAGCCAGGCCCAGCCACGGAGCGUCCCCGGAGGCGCCGGCUGCCAAAUCCAAGGAGAAGACGGACAGAAAGAAGGAAAUGCUGAAGGCUCCUUACGCCAAAAUCCGGAGGGCGAGCGGGAGGCUGGCCGGGAGGAAGGUGUUCGUGGAAAUCCCCAAGAAGAAGUACACCAGGAGGCUGAGGGAGCAGCAGAAGAACGCGGAGGUGGCCGCCGAAGACGACAAAUGCCCCGAAGACGAGGAGCUGUGUGACCCGGAGGGAGAGGAGGAGCGCGGGGAGGACGCCGCCGUCAAGCCGGAGGGCGCGGGGCGCGAGGGCAGCCCCGAGGAGAACCGCCCGAAGGCCGGCGAGGACAAAAAGAAGCGGGGCAGCAACUUCAAGUGCGGCACGUGCGAGAAGGAGUUCCUGUACGAGAAGAGCUUCCUGAAGCACAUCCAGCACAGCCACGGCAUCGCGGCCGAGCUGGUGUUCCGGUGCGAGACGUGCGGCCAGACCUUCGCCAACCGCUGCAACCUGCGGAGCCACCAGCGGCACGUCCACAGCAGCGAGCGCCGCUUCCCCUGUGAGCUCUGCGGUAAGAAGUUCAAGAGGAAGAAGGACGUCAAGAGGCACAUUCUCCAGGUUCAUGAGGGUGGUGGGGAGCGCCAUCAGUGCCAGCAGUGUGGAAAGGGGUUGAGCUCCAGAACCGCCCUGCGGCUCCAUGAAAGGACGCACACGGGCCACAAGCCUUAUGGGUGCCCGGAGUGUGAGGCUAAGUUUUCUCAGCCUUCGGCACUAAAAACCCACAUGAGAAUCCACACGGGGGAAAAGCCCUUUGUCUGUGAUGAGUGUGGGGCCCGGUUCACUCAGAACCACAUGCUCAUCUAUCACAGACGCUGCCACACAGGGGAAAGGCCUUUCAUGUGUGAAACGUGUGGGAAGAGCUUUGCCUCCAAGGAAUACUUGAAGCACCACAACCGGAUCCACACGGGAUCCAAGCCCUUCAAGUGCGAGGUUUGCUUCCGGACCUUCGCCCAGAGGAACUCCCUGUACCAGCACAUCAAAGUCCACACAGGUAGGAUGUGCUCCUUUUAUUUGACACUCACCAUUGCAAUAUUCCAGCAGGGAAUUUCCCCCCCAGGCUUUUUCCCCAAGGCUCGAAUUCCCACCUUGCCUGCAACGGCUUGACUCUUGGUGCCACUGCUUCUUC